CUAUGGUGAUGCAAUAUGGCGACCAAAAAAGAAAAAGAAAUUGGCUUUGGUUGAGAUAAAAUGCCACCGAAGAAGAAAGGAGAUGGCGGAAAGAAAGGAAAGAAAUCUGGAAAGAGUAAGGGAGAGAAGCAACCACAACUGACCGUAAGGGAAGCUGUUUUAGCCUUCCAAAUUGAAGUGAGAGAACGAGAUUUGGUAAAAAUAACGGAAGAAUUUCAGACGUUAAAAGACAGAAAUCGUAGACUUCGUUACAGAAAUGAGCAACUCAAAAAAGAGCAGGGAGAACACAUAAAGACGUUGUUGAAACAAGCUAAAGAAAAUGAAAAAGAAGUUGAACAAAUGACAGUUGUGAAACAGGAGGAAGUUGAAAAGGCAUUGGCUGAUAAAAUACAAAUCAUGAAGAAGCUCAUUGCUGAACAGGAUGAAAACAAGGAGAAAAUUAAACAAAUGGUAACCCAGAUUGAGGAAAUGAAUCAAGCCAUUGCAACAAGAAAAGAAUAUAAGAAUAAUGGCCAAGUUGAACAUGGAAAUCAAAUCAGCCUCCUUAAGAGGAAGCUCGCUGACAUGGAAAGUUCAUUUCAAGAAGUAUCUGCUCAUUUGGAUCGCAGUUUAAGAAUUGCCAAAGAAGAGAUUGAACAACAAGGACAGUCUACUUUGGAAACGCAGAAGAAAGUUGCAUCUGAGGAAGCUACUAAUUCUAUCAAAAAGGAUGAUAGACAAGAGAUUGCGGAUCACAAAUGGCUCAAAAAAGAGAUCAGUAUUCACGUAAGAGCCUUUGAAGAUAUGUCCGUCAUUGUUGAAUCAUUGGAAAGGGAAAACCUUGAGAUUAUGAGAGAACUCUUUGACUGCAAGACAGAGGAUUUGAAUUUAGCAAGACGUUUUUACCUGGCCUGUGUGAAUGACCAAGACGAGAGCGGAGAUGAAGAAGUUUUUGCGCAGCAUAAUGACGAUGAAGUUGAACAUCAAGAUGAAAACCUGCUUGAAAACUACCUACAUUUUAACGACGAAGACUAUUUGGACUCGCCAAGAUUGGGGCCAAUGGAUCUACAGUUAUUGUCUGUUGUUGGCACCAAAAUGCCACUUCACGAGAGUACAAACUCACAUCUACAGUUGAUCGGUCAAGCUGAUGAAGUCAAUAAUCAAAGUUUGGACAAGACUGAGAGUGAAAAUGACAUCUGGCCAAUUUCAGAGAACAUGUUGAGAACAUUUGCUAUAAAAUAAAAAUUUGUAUUUUAGUCGCAUUGGCUUUUUUGACGUUUUUAAAGGCCCAUUUUCACUACGUGAUUUGUCCUAGACGAUUCUUACCCUGGCGUAUGUGAACGUGUAAAUAUACGUGCAAAAGUGACAUUUUAAAUUCCGUCUUGAACAAAUUGUAGAAGAUUGAAUGAAACUCAAAAUAAAUACGCCUUA
Messenger RNA from Dendronephthya gigantea, 1410 nucleotides. Its product is annotated as coiled-coil domain-containing protein 83-like. The record is from RefSeq and is a predicted model, not a curated record. The coding region runs from base 61 to 1221 and encodes 386 amino acids. The transcript has 8 exons. Lineage: Eukaryota; Metazoa; Cnidaria; Anthozoa; Malacalcyonacea; Nephtheidae.